Ahaetulla prasina is the source of this 2317-nucleotide messenger RNA. RefSeq names its product cyclin dependent kinase inhibitor 1A (gene CDKN1A). The record is from RefSeq and is a predicted model, not a curated record. Bases 1373 to 1822 code for a protein of 149 amino acids. Gene Ontology annotation, molecular function: cyclin-dependent protein serine/threonine kinase inhibitor activity. Lineage: Eukaryota; Metazoa; Chordata; Lepidosauria; Squamata; Colubridae. Gene Ontology annotation, biological process: regulation of mitotic cell cycle; signal transduction by p53 class mediator. The transcript has 3 exons. Gene Ontology annotation, cellular component: nucleus.
ACUUAAAAUAUAUUUCACUAAAGUUAUUAUUAUUAUUAUUAUUUGAAGUUGGCUUGGAAGCCAGAAAUGUGUAGUCUUGAAAAUACCUUUGCCUGCUGGUAGAAGGUCAUCAAAAAUAGAGCUAGCUUGCUCUCUUUUUGGCAGAGAGUUCUAGUGAUUGGGGUUUUGGAGGGAUAGGAGAAGCCAUCUAAAAAUUUGCCCAGAGUUGUUUUGGUCAUAUAUUGAAAGCAUACAGUAUACAAUACGAUAUAUUUUAAUGAUAUCUCUCCCCAAACAUUGAUCUACAAGUAUUUGUGAUCUGGGAUCCAUUUGGUGCUAUGUGGAUUGGCCUUAACUCAAUUGAGAUGCGAGCACUGUUGUCAGACAGAUGUUGUUAUUACAGUUGGUUGUGCCUUCAUUCCUUUUGAAGCAUGUCAAAAGUCCACAAGCUUGAUGUCUGUCUGCAUGGUAGUUAGGCCAAUAUUUCUCAACUUCGACAAUUGUAAAAUGUGUGGACUUCAACUUUCAGAAUUCCACAGCCAUACAUGCCUGUCAUUUCAUUGGAAACUGGUUCCCAAUGAAAGAACAAGAACAAAGAAACACAAUCCAGAGUUAAUAUUUGUGGGGUAAAUAGCUGAGCACUGCAAAUAUCUGGUAAGCAUCCUGUUUUAGUGACUUGAAGUGGUGAGUUAAAAACACAUCAAGCUGUGGCCUAUCCUUGGCAGUUACGAACCUGCCUGGACUUGUUCUGAUGUGACUAAAGCUCUGAGUGAUGUCAUCUGGCAUAGCUGUGUGUAAUGGGCAUGUGAAGGCUGCUACUAUUUUUAAUCUCUUUGCCUCUUCUUUAGCAACAUCAAUAUGCUAGGCAAUGCAGGUGUGAAAACUGUUUGGGGAAGCACUAACCAAAUAAAACAGAGACAUGGGCAUUGCAAUUCAAUUGUGUCUUUGAUCCAGAGCUUCUGCAUGGAAAGAUGCAUAUAUAUUCAAAUAAAGGUGGCUUGCCAAAGAGGGAAAUGGGUCUUCAGUUUAUACACUAGUCAAAAAUCAUGCUCGGAGGCUCUCUAAUAGUCUGCUCUUCCUUAAUGGGAUUCAUAACUGAAAAAUGGCAUUAAUGCAGGAUGGCCUUAUUGGACAGAUACAGAAUAUAAACCUUGUGAUGAUCCUUUUGAAUGGAGGAGAGGUAAUCAGCAGACACCAAACUGUAGCUCUUUAUUGGUUAAAGAUAUCAAAUACAUGGAAGUAGUUAAUGCAAACUCCGUUAGAGCCGUGGUGGCGCAGUGGUUAGAAUGCAGUACUGCAGGUUACUUCUGCUGACUGCUGGCUGCACAGCAGUUCAGCAGUUUGAUCCUGACCAGCUCAAGGUUAACUCAGCCUUCCAUCCUUCUGAGGAAACAUGCCUCUUUCUGAGAGUAAAAUCCUUCAACCUUCCUGCAGCAGGAAACUAUGCAGAAAUCUCUUUGGACCAGUUGAUCAUGAACAGCUCCAGAAGGACUUUCAGUCCUUGAUGAAGGUCCAGCAGGAAGAAGCCCAGCAAAAGUGGAACUUUGACUUUGAAACAGAAACCCCACUGGAAGGGAAUUACAAAUGGGAAAAGGUCUCUCAUCUAAAUAUGCUGCCGUCUCCAGAUCUCUUGGGUCACACAAAGGAGAAUAGCUGUACAGGGGAAAAGAGCCGGAGUCCUCCAGCACUCUUCAAGAGGCACACAAAGACAGAGAGACCAGUGCAGAUGGGCCUUGAAGCUUGUAAGGCUGAUUCCCCUAGAUGUUUGAAAAGAAAGCAGACAAGUAUCAAAGACUUUUAUGGUUCAAAGCGACGAACUAGCCCAUAUAAGCCAAAGCCAUGAUAACAACACUGCAAGCAAAGUCCAUCCAUGUAGUCUGCUGGCUGAAGAUUUUGACCUGUCUUUAUUAUUAUUAGCUGGAAUGACCUACUUGGGUACCACACCCAGUGAACUCAUGCAGGAUGGCUAUUUUGAAGGACCAGCUAAUCAGCAUUACAGUUCCUUCUCUGAAGAGCCAGAAAUCUCUUAUUUUAUGUAAACUGUUUUAGUGGACUAGUACAACACUUCAGAAGGAUAUGAUUUUUUUUUUAUCAUUGAUAGCACUGGAUUCUUAUGUGCAAUGAAAUAUUGUAAAAUCUUACCUUUAAAUAUGCUUGUUGCAGCAGGAGGGAUCAUAUCUAAAGGGUCAAGUGUGUAGGGGGCCAGUGUCUGUUUUAUGUGUCAUUUACUUGUCACCUUUUAUGGGCCUCAGGAAAAGCUUGAUAUGAUGACUCACUAUAUGCGGGUGCAGAUCUAGGAAUCAAUAGAAGUAUAGGAUAAUAUCUUAGACUUCGAUCU